Prunus armeniaca (apricot) is the source of this 222-nucleotide messenger RNA. The record is from the annotation of a GenBank genome assembly. Lineage: Eukaryota; Viridiplantae; Streptophyta; Magnoliopsida; Rosales; Rosaceae.
AUGAACUGGAAAACCAGCGCAGGGAAUUGCGUGGCCUCUUUUCUGCCCAAGGUGUCUCUUCCGACAGUGCUGACUGAUGGAGGUAGUGACAAGAUCUUCUCACGGGGCCUCCUCCGUUCCCUUCUAGCCAUCCUUGAUGGUCGCAUUUUGCUUGGUGUAGAAUUGACUAGCUUGACACAUUCUAGAGUUUCGUUCGAGAUUGAAGCACACAUUACUUCUUAG